CAUGGCUAGCGUGGAAAGGGCUUUGGGUUCUAGAUAAAGCAGUAGCAUACCAGACGUGAAUGCGUCACCUCCCUCAUGGCCUUUAUCUUCAUUUCUCUUUGAAAGAUAGUUGCUUUAAGUGUUAUAAUCAUAAUCUUCAAGCUUUUCUUUUCUUUUCCUUUUUUUUUUCUCUCAUUUCACUUUUGUUUUUAGUUUUGACGUUGGCAAACCCAGACCCAAAAAGAUCAGUGUUUCAGUAGUACUAAUAUAUUGGUUCCUUUUGCUCUCUUUUUUUUUUUAGUUUUCCAACACAAAAGAUAAUAAAAAAAAUACUUUGUUUUUUUGUCCUAUUUUUGCUUCCUUUUAAAUAUUAUUCCACCCCCUUUUUCUUUGGUCGUAAAUUAUUUUUCCUUAUUGUUUUAUUGCAGCUUUAGUUUGAGCUAUUAUGCCUGUUGAAGCUGGCUACCUUCUGGUAUGGUGUUAUUUUUUUCGAAGUUUUGAUCUCUGGUCAUAAAGAUAAGCAUUUUGGUUGAGAAUGGUAGAUGGAUGAUAUGAUGGCAGCAUUUAUGGUAGAGUGAGUUUUGGGUUUGUUGUGGUGUAUUCGAAGUUUAGGUUAAAUUAGAGAAAGGGCAAAUAGAUUGUGAUUCUUGAUUGAAAAAUGGGCUGUGUUGCUUCAAGGAUUGAUAAGGAAGGAAGGGUACAGGCUUGUAAGGAUAGAAAGAAGCUUAUGAAGCAAUUGGUGGGAUAUAGAGGAGAAUUUGCUGAUGCACAGUUGGCUUAUUUGAGGGCAUUGAAGAACACUGGUGUAACUCUUAAGCAGUUUACUGAGUCAGACACAUUGGAACUUGAAAAUACCUCAUAUGCUCUUAGGUUGCCUCCAUCUCCUCCUUCCCCCUUGCCUCCUUCUCCUCCACCGCCACCUUCUUUUAGCCCUGAGUCAAGGAAAGCCGGUGGUGACAAUGGUAAAGGAGAAGUUGGCCAAGAAGAUAGCAUGGAGAUUAACCAGGAUGAUUGUUCUACCCUGCCGGUUCGUAGUACAAGCUCGUCAUGGAACUAUUGGGGUCUUUUUGAGUCUACUUCACCUCCCCAUCAUCCAAAACAGUCUGAAAUCGUAGAAUCAGUUGAGGAUGAAGGUCAGGGAGAGGAGAUUGGUGAAAAUACUAAAAUAAGUACUCUCCCUGAGAAGUCUCAGCCUGGGGAAAUUAUUGAUGAUAACUCAUCAUCGACGAGCUUGAAUGAUAAAGAUUCUAGCGAUGUGACCAUGGUGGUAUGGAAGAAAAAUAAGAGCUUGGAGGAAAUCGUAAAGGAGUUAGAUGAUUACUUUUUGGAAGCAUCAGCUGGUGGGAAAGCAAUAGCUGUUUUUACAGACAAAAAUAUAGGGGACAAUUCUCAUCCAUCGAAACUCAAAGAAAACAAAAGGAAGAGUAGCAAUUCUGCAAAGGUUUUUAGUGCAUUGUCGUGGAGUUGGUCUUCUAAGUCUCUCCAGUUUGCAAGAGAUGCUGUUCAAUGUGGAUCUAACGAACCGUGCAAGCCUGGAGCUCAUUGCAGUACUCUUGAUAAGCUAUAUGCUGCAGAGCAAAAGCUUUAUAAGGAAGUGAAGGAGGAAGAAACCACCAAAUUGGAGCGUGAAAGGAAAUUGAUGUUGCUUCAAAAGCAAGACGAAAACCAUGACUGGAGCAAGACAGAGAAGAUCCAAUCAAGCGUUGAGAAUCUGGAUAAUGUCCUAAGACACCUGCAAAAUUCAAUAAGCACGUCCUGUUCGUCUAUAUUGGAGAUCAUCGAUGAGGAACUUUACCCCCAGCUGGAGACAUUAAUAUCCGGGCUGAUGGAGAUGUGGAAAAUGAUGUACAAAUGUCAUCGAGUUCAGAACCUUAUUUCACAGCAGUUGAAUCAUGUGACUGAUAUAAGCAUUGACCUGACCACCGACUCUCAUCGUCAAGCUACAGAUCAGCUUGAAACUGAGGUUUCUUUCUGGUAUUACAGCUUCUGUAAGCUCAUGAAAUCUCAGCAAGAGUAUGUCAGAACACUCUGCAAAUGGAUCCAACUUACUGAUUGCCUUGUGGAUGACAACCACCAGAGUCGUCAUGCAUCUGCAGUUCGUAAGCUCUGCGGAGAAUGGCAGUGCGGUUUUGAAAAAUUACCUGAUAAAGCAGCUUCAGAGGCAAUUCAGAGUUUUUUGUUAGCCAUCCGAGCGAUAAUCCAACAUCAGGCAGCAGAACACAGCCAGCAAAGGAAAUCUGAUAAGCUUCAGGAAAGGUUGCAGAAGGAGUUGACGUCACUGAGUGAGUUAAAGAAAAAGGUUGAGGGAAGUGUAGCGGCCGAUCUGAGCCCCAAGCAUCCUUUAUCGUUGAAGUGCGCCAAAAUCGAAGCCUUGGAGAAGCGAGUUGAUAUGGAGAUGGGCAAACAUCUCAACUUAGUCCAAGUAAACAAGACCAUGACUUUAAACAAUCUAAAAACUAGCCUGCCUUGUGCAUUUCAGGCUUUAAUGAAGUUCUCGAAAGCUUCUGUUCAGGUCUUUGAGGCCAUCCAUGGCCAUGCUCAGCCAGAAAUCCCUUGUAAUGAAGCAUCGGAGACCUCAGCAAACUAAAUUUGACUGAACUGUGAAAUUUGUAUGAAAUGGCUCUUUAUUUUGCCGGAAACCGUCAAAUACUUGAUAUCUAAGCUGUAAAGGACACAAAGAUUACAAGGUUUUUCUUUGCAUAUAUAUAGAUGCACAUUUAAUUGGCACAUUUAA
Molecule: messenger RNA, 2713 nt
Organism: Gossypium raimondii (Peruvian cotton)
Lineage: Eukaryota; Viridiplantae; Streptophyta; Magnoliopsida; Malvales; Malvaceae
Product: protein ALTERED PHOSPHATE STARVATION RESPONSE 1
Exons: 6
Coding region: 638-2566 (642 amino acids)
Source: RefSeq, a predicted model, not a curated record